This is a messenger RNA of Magnolia sinica, 1091 nucleotides long. Its product is annotated as LRR receptor kinase BAK1-like. The transcript has 7 exons. The record is from RefSeq and is a predicted model, not a curated record. Lineage: Eukaryota; Viridiplantae; Streptophyta; Magnoliopsida; Magnoliales; Magnoliaceae. Gene Ontology annotation, molecular function: protein binding. The coding region runs from base 207 to 929 and encodes 240 amino acids.
GAAUAAGGGAUUUCGCAUGAUGAACGUAUUAGACAGAGUGGCGCCAGAGAGAUGUGGUGUUUUAAGCGCUGCGUAGAACAGGCGGAACGACUUGGUCCGUUCUGACUAGUAGUGCCGGCAGCGGAGACCUCUCCAGGCCAGCCUCCUUGCCUUACCUAAAAUGAACAUAAAUAAGGAGAUUGAUGAAGUAGGGGUACAUCGAUCAGAUGGACAGGAAAACUCCAGCUUCCGUUCUCUUCCUGAUGUUCGUGUUCCUAUUUUCUUAUAUUCAUGGGAACCUGGAAGGCGAUGCUUUGCAUAAGCUACGCUCUAGUGUAAGUGAUCCUAAUAAUGCGCUACAAAGUUGGGACUCAACCCUUCCCAAUCCAUGCACAUGGCACAAUAUUACAUGUAACGUAGAUGACAGUGUUGUAAGAGUUGAUCUAGGAAAUGCAGGCUUAUCUGGUCAACUAGUCCCGGAACUUGGCCUACUUGAAGAUUUGCAAUACUUGGAACUUUAUAAUAACAAUAUAAGUGGGACGAUUCCUAGUGAGCUUGGAAAUCUGACCAACCUGGUGAGCUUAGAUCUCUAUUUAAACAAUUUCACUGGUUCCAUACCUGACACGUUGGGCAACCUAAAGAAGCUGCGUUUCCUCCGGCUUAACAACAACAGCUUGUCAGGUCAUAUUCCUAUGUCUUUAACAACUAUCAGUACGCUGAAAGUUCUGGACCUAUCCGGCAAUAAGUUGUCAGGAGAAGUUCCAUCAAAUGGCUCCUUCUCACAAUUCACACCAUCUGCCUUCUCACAAUUCACACCACCUGUCAGUUCUGCUUAUAAAAAACAGCUAUGUGGAAUGAUUACUUUCGCAGUUUUGCUACUAACAAACAGCUACGUGGACCGCUUACUGGAAAACCUUUUCUCCACCUCUACCAUCUGGAAAAGUUCGUAACAUUUAUUGGAUAGGAACCUCGGUUGACCGUCUAAAUUUCUAUGUGCUCCAUCUAAAUCAGAUGAUUACUAUCAUUUUUUCAGCUCGAUUUGUGUAUGUUCCAUCCACAACAAGGUUGGCAAUUUGAAUAUUCUGGGUUGUCAGAAAAUGAUGUUAUGCAUA